This is a messenger RNA of Cannabis sativa, 2884 nucleotides long. RefSeq names its product pre-mRNA-processing factor 39-1. Gene Ontology annotation, molecular function: protein binding. Lineage: Eukaryota; Viridiplantae; Streptophyta; Magnoliopsida; Rosales; Cannabaceae. Gene Ontology annotation, cellular component: U2-type prespliceosome; U1 snRNP; commitment complex. The coding region runs from base 255 to 2705 and encodes 816 amino acids. Gene Ontology annotation, biological process: mRNA 5'-splice site recognition; RNA processing. The record is from RefSeq and is a predicted model, not a curated record. The transcript is spliced from 15 exons.
CAAAACGUUUCGUAUAAAAACUCAAACACAUAUAUAUACUACUCUCUCUCUCUCUCUCCUCUAUCCCCGUACUCGGCGACAGACACUUCGGUUUAAGAACUCUCUCCGAACGACGCCGUUUUCGAUCCUCAACUCAGGGUUUAUUGUUCCCAACUUCUAGGUUUUAACUCUUUCCUAGGGUUUUGGUGGAUUGUUUUCUUGUGCUUCCGCUUAAGUUUGUGCACUAUUCAAAAUAAAGAAAUUGUACGUUAAUUAUGGGUGAUAGUGAAACUGUUGUUGCUCAUACAACUUCCAUGUCGGGAUUUGUAGCAGCAGGCUAUAAUAGCUCCACCGGCUAUGCCGAUGAGAGCUCAAAUGUUGCUUCUGCCGAUGAAAUAUCUACUUCCACAGCUUCUGCCAUUGCAGCUUUUUCUGCUGAUGAUGGUUCUAAUGCUAGUGAAAAGAAUGAUUAUAAUUCUCUAAUGCAAGCAUCUGAAGCCAGUACAGGUGUUGAAGCCAUGGAUUCAUCCCAAGCUACUGGCUAUGAUACUUCUGUGAAUGGAACUGCUGAAAAUGGAACUGUGACGGAUAACUUGGGUGGAGCUAUGGAUGCUCAACAGUAUGUGGACGGUACUGCUAUGUCUUCUGAAGAAGAAAGGUUGUGGAACAUCGUGAAGGCAAAUUCUUUAGAUUUUAAUGCCUGGACUGCUUUGAUUGAAGAGACAGAGAAAGUAACAGAGAACAACAUAUUGAAAAUCAGAAAAGUUUAUGAUGCAUUUUUAGCAGAGUUUCCAUUGUGUUAUGGUUAUUGGAAGAAGUAUGCUGAUCAUGAGGCUCACUCGGGUUCUAUUGAUAAAGUUGUUGAGGUUUAUGAGCGAGCUGUUCAGGGAGUUACCUAUUCAGUCGACAUCUGGCUGCAUUACUGCAUAUUUGCAAUAAGCACUUAUGGAGACCCAGAAACUGUUAGAAGGUUUUUUGAGCGAGCACUUGCUUAUGUUGGAACAGAUUACCUUUCCUUCCCUCUCUGGGAUAAGUAUAUUGAGUAUGAAUAUAUGCAGCAGGAUUGGAGUCAACUUGCCAUGAUUUAUACUAGAAUUUUAGAGAAUCCAAAUCAACAACUGGACCGCUAUUUUAACAGCUUUAAAGAAUUGGCUGGUAACCGGCCUCUGUCAGAACUGAGGACUUCUGAAGAGGCUGCUGCUGCUGCACCUUCAGAAGCUGCUCCUGUAGCAGAUGUGCCUUUGGAGGAAACUGUUGCUGACCAAGUAGACGGAGAAGAGGUCCAUACUGAUGGUGCAGAUCCAUCUGUUAAAGCUGGCUCAACAGAUGCUGAGGAGUUGGAGAAGUACAUUGCCGUUAGAGAGGAGAUGUAUAAGAAAGCUAAAGAGUUUGAUUCAAAGAUCAUUGGUUUUGAAACAGCUAUCAGGAGGCCCUACUUUCACGUGCGCCCCCUUAAUGUCGCAGAACUUGAAAAUUGGCACAACUACCUGGAUUUUAUAGAAAGAGAAGGAGAUUUGAACAAGGUUGUCAAGCUGUAUGAAAGAUGCCUAAUUGCAUGUGCAAAUUACUCCGAGUACUGGAUUCGAUAUGUUUUGUGCAUGGAAGCCAGUAAAAGUUUGGAUCAUGCCAAUAAUGCACUUGUUCGUGCAACCCAAGUUUUUGUUAAGAGGCAUCCAGAAAUUCAUCUUUUCGCUGCUAGGCUCAAAGAACAAAGUGGGGACACUGCAGGUGCUCGUGCUGCUUAUCAGCUUGUACAUUCUGAAAUUUCACCAGGGCUUCUAGAAGCAAUAAUAAAACAUGCAAACAUGGAACGUCGGCUGGGUAAUUUGGAAGAUGCUUAUUCAUUAUUCGAACAAGCUAUUGCCGUUGAAAAAGGAAAAGAACAUUCACUGGCGUUACCUAUGUUAUUUGCUCAAUAUUCACGGUUUGCAUACUUGGUAUCUGGGAAUGCUGUAAAAGCUAGGGAAAUUCUUGUUGAAGCACUUGAACAUGUCCAAUUGUCAAAACCUCUUCUCGAGGCCCUAAUACAUUUUGAGUCGAUACAGUCCCAACCAAAGCAAAUUGAUUACCUAGAAUCAUUGGUUCUGAAGUUCAUAGAGCCCAACUCUGAGACAACCAACGUUGCAAGUGUUGCCGAAAGAGAAGAGCUGUCUAGCAUUUUUUUGGAGUUUUUGAAUCUUUUUGGAGAUGCUCAAUCUAUCAAGAAGGCCGAGGAUCAUCACGCGAAGCUCUUCUUACCUCAUAGAAGCACAACAGAGUUGAAAAAACGUCACGCUGAGGAUUUUCUAGCAUCAGAUAAAACAAAAUUAGCGAAAGCCUACUCUGGUGCUCCUUCACCAUCAGCUCAGUCCGUGAUGGGAGCAUAUCCGAAUGCACAGAAUCAAUGGGCUGCUGGUUAUGCUGCCCAGCCUCAAGCUUGGCCACCAGCUUCACAAGCUCAGGGACAGCAAUGGAACCCCGGCUAUACCCAACAGGCUGCUGCAUAUGGCGGUGCAUACAGUGCUUACGGUAGCAGCUACACCGCUCCACAAGUACCUGCUGCUGCAGCGGUGCCUCAGAGUGCUGCUGCUGCUGCAGCAUAUGCCGCUUAUCCUCCUACAUAUCCUGCUCAGCAGACAUACCCACAAAGCUAUGCACAGCCCACAGCAGCAGCUGCUGCUGCAACAGUUGCUUCGGUACAGCAACCGGCUUCAGCGACCCAGGCCUAUUACAGCGGUUACUAUUAAGACGGAAAAAAUGUUUUCGGGCAGUUUUUUUGCCACCUGUAAUCACUUUUUUUUCGUCUUUUCUUUGUUCCCAGUCUUAUUUAGGACUUUUUUUUUGGGUUGAAACAUGGGUAUGUAGCUAAAUGCAGAUCUUAGGAGAGUUAAAAGGAAAAGAAAAAAAAGGAUGAGUUAGUGUGUCA